UCAGAAAGACAAAAGGUUACAUAACUCUGUGGUCAGAUGACUAGCCGCAACUAAAACUUCUCCAGCAAACUGAAAGCUCUAGAAUCAGAAGCCAGAGGAGCCAUGGAGAUGCAGAAGAUCACCAAUGAGGGGGAAACAAACGAGGAAGGUGAAGGAGCAAGUGAAGCGAUGCUGGAGGUCAAAACUGAAGAGGAAGCAGAACCUGACCACUACAGCAGACUACAAAGUCCAUUUGAGGAUGUCUAUUCCGAGGCUCUUUGCAGUGGCGAUCCCCUUAAAACAAACGCAGGGAAACAGACAAAAGGAAAUGCACGUCUGUACCGUGCUGGGUGUUUGUUCCUCACCAUAAUCUGCCUGGUCCUGCUGCUGGUCGUUAUCAUACUCAGUAUGAAACUCCAAACUGGCUCCACAAUCUGUCCAGGGAGGAAUGAAGCAGUAGAGAGGCGUCCUUCUGAUUCAACAUGCAGCCACGAGGAGUGCCAGGCUCUCUUUCCCAAGAUGCAACCCAAACUUUCAGACUGUAAGCAGUGUGCUAAUGGCUGGCUACGUUUUGGCCAGUCGUGUUUCUACCUGUCCAGCUUCAGGCUGAGCUGGGAUGAGAGCCAGAGGAACUGCAGCUCCAGAGGAGGAUCUCUGGCUGUUGUUACCAGCAGGAAACUUCAGAAUUUUCUGACUAAAGAGGGGCAAAUGAGUUACUGGAUCGGGCUGAGACACAGAGGAGACAAGUGGACCUGGGUCAACGACAAUGUGCUGACUGAGAGUUAUUGGGCAGAUGGUAAGUCAGCGGGGGAUUGUGGGAUCCUGACCAGUGAUAAACCACCAGAGAAUAACUGGGGGAAGGUCUCCUGUGAGGAUUACACCUACUUCAUCUGCCAGAUGUAGCUCUGACUGCUUCUGUCUGUCUUUACGAAUUAAUGAGAAAAAACCCAUUUCCUGUCAACAAGCAGCAAAUAGUCCAUAACAUUUCAAAUCAUGUCUUUUUCAAUCAACACUUCAAAUGAGUUAUAACCAGCAAAGAUAGAUUGUAGUAUUAUAGUUUUAUAUUCAACGCUUGAAAAGAGAUAGUCAGUUUAUUUUAUAUAUAACUUUUUGUAGCAUUGUCUUGCCUCUACUCUAUGAUUUAAUGAUCUGCUGUUUUUUUCAAACAAAAGCCAUUAACUUUGUUUCAACAAGGUUUUAUUAUCAUAUAAAAAUGCAACUACAUCAUAA
Molecule: messenger RNA, 1209 nt
Organism: Eleginops maclovinus (Patagonian blennie)
Lineage: Eukaryota; Metazoa; Chordata; Actinopteri; Perciformes; Eleginopidae
Exons: 7
Coding region: 103-882 (259 amino acids)
Source: RefSeq, a predicted model, not a curated record